UAUAAACAAGAUAACUAAUUAAGGUCAUGUAUAAAUUAAAUUAUUAAAAUUAUUUUACAGUACAUAUACAAUGACAUGACAGUUAAGUAAGACUAUAGUUAUUGCAUUUUAAUGAUAGCUGAUUAAAGUAUGCACUCGUCAAUAAGUUAUUAUUUGAUUAAAAUAGAUAUAAUCCUUUAUACUGGAUAAUUCUAUAUAAUGGCACAGUUAAUCAAUUACUCUGCAUAUUGAGAAUUUAUAAUUAGGCACCUUAUACAAAUUUCCCAACUCAGCAUUUAUCAUUGGUAUUUUAGAACCUACAGUUAUAAACUGAAACCAGUUUAGAGGAUUACAGUAUUUUUAGAAGCUUAAUCCUUUGGAACAUGAUAUCCAUACAUAUAAAGAAGAAAUGUUUUAGAAUAUACAACGCAUUCAUGAAUUUAAAGAAAAAGUUACAUGUAAUAUAUUUAAAAAAACUACAAAAAAUAACAAAUUGAAACUAUGUAUUAAUUAUGUUACAUUUAUCAGUCAACUAAGUUUUACUCAUAUUAGUUUUUUGUUUGAUUAUUAGCCUUCUUACUCCUUAAGUAUUAAUAUCCAUUCUUUUUGAACUCAAAAUCAUGUUAAAAAUUGCUUACCUUAUCAGCUUUGUACAAAUUGAAUUCUGAUAGCUCUAAGAAUAAAGAAUACAUUAGCCUCACUGAUUCGACAAAGAGAAUACUGUAUGAGUGCUUAAGGAAUGAGAUUCUCUGGCUAGUUGUUCACAAUGCUUGCUGAUCGACUUUACUUCAACUUUUGUUUGUAUGUGGUUGCAGGCUUGUGCUUACCCAAUGGAACAGUAAGUCUCAAGUGGCCUAAGGUUUACUAUUCUUAUGUGGUUAUCUCUGAUGUGCUCAUAAUCUUGAAUCUAUUGACAUUAGCUGUUAAUUUGAUAUCCCCCAAUGUUUCACUGGCUAAUAGAUGCUAUAGUGGAUUUACAACUUUAGCUACAGCACUUUCAGUUACAAAGUUGUUAGCCAGCCAUAUUCACAAGGAAAAGCUUAGCAAAUAUUUCAAACUCUGGGAUGAUGUGAUUGAAAAAGAUGCAGAUUUAGAACUUAAGAAAGAACUUCUGAAAAAUGAGAAAGUUAUCAAGAGACUAUCUACGUGCCUGUUUGCUUUCAUGGUAGGCCCUAUGAUACCUUGGGGAGGACUUCCACUGUUCUGCAAGAUCAUUUCAUACUUGGUGCCUGUUCCCUUCAGUUUUAUUGCAAUUCCAGCCAAAUUUCCCUUUGAUCCUCUGGUGUCUCCUGGUUUUGAAUUUGCCACAAUUUUCCAAGGUAUGAUGGCUUUUUCAGUUAACGCAAAAAUUAUGGCAUUUGACUGCCUUAUUUAUGGUUUAAUCUCAUAUCAAAUUGUACAAUGCCGAUAUCUUAAAGAUUCUUUUAAAAACAUCACCGGCCUUGCUCAAAGAGAACUAAUAACUGGAAAACCCACAGGUCAAUAUUUAAGAGAACACAAACACAUGAAAAAUAUUCAGAAAAUUCAACUAAAUGAAUGGGUUGAAAAACAUUGCAGAUUAAUUGAGAUUUGCACCACCUUAAACCAGUUGUAUUCUCCUGUAUUUUUUGUUCAGUUUAUCUUUAGCAUUCUAAUCAUUUGCUCAAAUGCCUUUGUAGUAACAGCAGGAAAUGUUACUAAACUCGAACUUGUUUUUUCAUUUGCUUAUGUUAUUGGAACAACAGUUCAACUUUAUACAUUAUGCUGGAUGGGAGAAGAGCUCUCAAAACAGAGUACAACUUUGACUGAUGAUGGCUUCUGGCACAAGUGGUAUCUUUGUCCAUUAGAAGUACAGAGUAGCUUUCAGAUCAUCUUUGAGAGGACAAAAGUCCCCAUGAAAAUUUCAAUUUUUGGAACAAUCCAUUUGUCUAUUGAAACAUUCAAGACUAUUGUUGGAACAGCAUAUUCUUAUUUCAUGGUACUUAAUCGGAUCAAGAGAACAGUGUAACAAUUUUAAAAGUACUGUUUGGUCUGAAUAAAGGGAAAAAAUGAAUUCAUUCACAUUUAUUGUAAGCCUUUAAUAUAAAAAUAUUUAAUUUCAAAUGUGUCUAUUUUUAUAUUAUUUAAAAAAAAUGUAUUUUGAGUGCCAUGCAGCAAUAUACCAGGUGUCCCAAAAGUCUUCCCCCAUUGACUUUUGAACAGGAAUAUAUCAACCAACAAUUAAUAUUUUUAAUAAAUCACUAAAAAUCAAUUCUUUAAUUAAAAACUGUGAGGUUGAUUGUUAGCAAUGUUAAAAAAGUUUAA
Molecule: messenger RNA, 2262 nt
Organism: Homalodisca vitripennis (glassy-winged sharpshooter)
Lineage: Eukaryota; Metazoa; Arthropoda; Insecta; Hemiptera; Cicadellidae
Product: odorant receptor 82a-like
Exons: 1
Coding region: 746-1966 (406 amino acids)
Biological process (GO): detection of chemical stimulus involved in sensory perception of smell; sensory perception of smell
Cellular component (GO): plasma membrane
Molecular function (GO): olfactory receptor activity; odorant binding
Source: RefSeq, a predicted model, not a curated record